Molecule: messenger RNA, 1863 nt
Organism: Rana temporaria (common frog)
Lineage: Eukaryota; Metazoa; Chordata; Amphibia; Anura; Ranidae
Product: golgin subfamily A member 6-like protein 22
Exons: 8
Source: RefSeq, a predicted model, not a curated record
AUGGGCAGGUUCAUAGACAGGUACAGGGAGCUGAGGAAUUUGUGGGAGGUUAAAAACCCCUUACAUCAUAAUAAACCAGCCAGGAAGGCAAAGCCGGAGAAACUGCUGGAAUUAGUGAAGACACAGGUCCCCGACGCAGACAUCGAGUUUGUGGAUAAGAAAAUUGGUAGCACGAGGAGCACGUAUAGGAAGGAGCGUAGAAAGGUCCUGGAUUCCCUCAAAUCAGUAGCAGCCAGGGAAUCACAUUCCACCCUUCCCUCAACCCUUCCCUCCACCCUAGCUGAGGCUUCCAAGGACCAACCUGGGCCUUCCAUCCUGGAAGAAGUGGAGGAGCCCAGCUGGAGCCAGAGAGCUAUAAUAGUUUCUCAGUUACUAGAGAGCUAUGCUUCCAAUGCUAAUGACCAGGCAUUCCAGGAUAAUCCACGGGCACCAAUAACUGUUCUACCAUUUUCUGCUUCUCAAAGUGAAGAAAGUCCUGACGAGAGGAUAGGAAACACAACAUGGUGUCGGCGACUAAGGAAAACUGCAUAUCGUGCUUUUAUUGGGUGGAUUUAUGGCUUUCUUGGGAAAGGCAACCGGAAAGUCAUCCCAUCUUGUGUUGUCAAUUCGAUUAGAGAGGCAUUUCCAGAUCCAAAUGGGUCAUAUGAAGAGAGAGAGAGAGAGAAAGAGAAAAGAAGGGAGAGAGAGAGAAAGAGAAGAAAGAAAGAAAGAGGAGAGAGAGAGAGAGAGAGAGAGAGAGAGAGAGAGAGAGAGAGAGAAAGAGAAGAGAGAGAAAAAGAAGAGAGAGAGAGAGAGAGAAAGAGAAGAGAGAGAGAGAAAGAGAAGAGAGAGAAAGAAAGAGAAGAGAGAGAGAAAGAGAAGAGAGAGAGAGAGAGAGAAGAGAGAGAGAGAGAGAGAGAGAGAGAGAGAGAGAGAAAGAGAAGAGAGAGAGAGAGAGAAAGAGAAGAGAGAGAGAGAAAGAGAAGAGAGAGAGAGAAAGAGAAGAGAGAGAGAAAGAGAAGAGAGAGAGAGAAAGAGAAGAGAGAGAGAGAAAGAGAAGAGAGAGAGAGAGAAAGAGAAGAGAGAGAAAUAGAGAAUGAGAGAGAGAGAGAGAGAGAAAGAGAAGAGAGAAUGAGGGAGGGAGAGAGAGAAGAGAGAGAGAGAGAAAGAGAGAGGAGGAAGAAAAAGAGAAGAGAGAGAGAGAGAAAGAGAAGAGAGAGAGAGAAAGAGAAGAGAGAGAGAAAGAGAAGAGAGAGAGAGAGAGAGAGAGAAAGAGAGAGAGAGAAAGAAAGAAAGAGAAAGAAAGAAAGAGAAGAGAGAGAAAGAGAAGAGAAGAGAGAGAAAGAGAAGAGAGAGAAAGAAAGAGAGAGAGAGAGAGAGAGAGAGAGAGAGAGAGAGAGAGAAAGAGAAAGAGAAAGAGAGAGAGAGAGAGAGAAAGAGAAGAGAGAGAAAAAAGAGAAGAAAGAGAAGAAGAAAGAGAAAGAGAAAGAGAAGAAAGAGAAGAAGAAAGGGAAAGAGAAGAAAGAGAAAGAGAAGAAAGAGAAAGAGAAGAAAGAGAAAGAGAAGAAAGAGAAGAAGAAAGAGAAAGAGAAAGAGAAAGAGAAGAAGAAAGAGAAAGAGAAAGAGAAAAAAAAAGAGAAAGAGAAAGAGAAAGAGAAGAAAGAGAAGAAGAAAGAGAAAGAGAAGAAAGAGAAGAAGAAAGAGAAAGAGAAGAAAGAGAAGAAGAAAGAGAAAGAGAAGAAGAAAGAGAAGAAGAAAGAGAAACAGAAGAAAGAGAAGAAGAAAGAGAAGAAAGAGAAAGAGAAGAAAGAGAAGAAGAAAGAGAAAGAGAAGAAAGAGAAGAAGAAAGAGAAAGAGAAGAAAGAGAAGAAGAAAGAGAAAGAG